Messenger RNA from Rotaria sordida, 840 nucleotides. Lineage: Eukaryota; Metazoa; Rotifera; Eurotatoria; Philodinida; Philodinidae. The record is from the annotation of a GenBank genome assembly.
CUAUUCCUUUGUUUUAAGUCAAAUAGUAUUGUAAUUAUUGAAGGAAUGUAAAAGUGAUUUUCGAAUUGAAAGUUUGCAUAGAGAUAGAUCAUGAAUUUGAUUGCUUAUAAAAAUUUUUUAGUUGCAAAUGAUUAUGUAAUCGUUCGUUCAUUUCCAAUUUCAUCAUUAAUUCGUGAAAAGAAACUUUCUGGUCAAUUUCGUGUUGAUAAUUCUAAUAUUUGUCUUCAUAAUGGUAUUCAAUUACGAUCAGCAACAUUUCAAUUAAUCAAAGUCUUUUUUGAUGAUGAAGUUCUUGUUGAUGAUGUUGAAAAAUUUCGUACAAAACUCGUUGAAAAACGUUAUCCUGAAUCUGUUUUUCAAACAUUUUGUUUUUCAAUUUAUAGUGAUUAUAAUCCUGUUAUCAACAAACAAAAAGAUGGAACACUUAAAAAAUAUGGUCGUUUUGCUCGAAAUGUCUUACGUAAAAAAGGUCUUAUACCACCAAAAGAUUUAACAACACAUCAAAAUGUACAAUUAAAAUCUAAUGGACAAGGUGGUAGUAGUAAUACAGGUGGUCUUAAAACUUUAAAUGGUUCAAUGCGACAUCAACAAAAUAUUUUAAUUCGUACACCUGAACCAGUUCGACGUAGUUUAACAUUAACAAAUACACGUUCACCAAAAUCUAUACCAUUACAUAAUAAUGAACGUUCAUUAACAGGAAUUUCAACAAUAACAACACCAUCAACAAUACAUGAAUGUGAUGAAGGAAUAAUUGGAAAUAAUAGUGAUGAUGAAGAUGAAGAUAGAUCAUCAAGUAAAAAAUUUUUUUUGUUUUUUUUUGUUUUUUUCAUGUAUUUAUUU